Messenger RNA from Nerophis lumbriciformis (worm pipefish), 948 nucleotides. Lineage: Eukaryota; Metazoa; Chordata; Actinopteri; Syngnathiformes; Syngnathidae. The record is from RefSeq and is a predicted model, not a curated record.
AUGCCCAGGGAAGACAGGGCCACGUGGAAGUCCAACUAUUUUCUGAAAAUCAUCCAACUCCUGGAUGACUAUCCAAAAUGCUUCAUUGUCGGAGCUGACAAUGUGGGCUCCAAGCAGAUGCAGACCAUCCGUUGUUCUCUGCGUGGCAAAGCUGUGGUGCUGAUGGGCAAAAACACCAUGAUGCGCAAAGCUAUUCGUGGCCACCUUGAGAACAACCCUGCUUUGGAGAAGCUCCUGCCCCACAUUAAAGGAAAUGUGGGUUUUGUCUUCACCAAGGAAGAUCUGGCUGAAGUCAGGGACUUGCUGGUGGACAACAAGGUGCCAGCUGCUGCCCGUGCUGGAGCAAUUGCCCCAUGUGACGUGACUGUGCCUGCACAGAAUACUGGCCUGGGUCCCGAGAAGACUUCUUUCUUUCAGGCUCUGGGUAUUACCACAAAGAUUUCCAGGGGAACCAUUGAAAUCUUGAGUGAUGUCGGUCUGAUUAAGACUGGAGACAAGGUUGGUGCCAGUGAGGCCACACUGCUCAACAUGCUGAACAUCUCUCCCUUCUCCUUCGGACUCAUCAUCCAACAAGUGUAUGACAACGGCAGUGUCUACAGCCCUGAUGUGCUUGACAUCACUGAGGCUUCCCUGCAUGCCAGAUUCCUGGAGGGUGUGAGGAACAUUGCCAGCGUUUCUCUUGAGAUUGGUUAUCCCACUCUUGCCUCUGUGCCCCACACUGUCAUCAAUGGCUACAAGAGACUCCUUGCCAUUGCUGUGGAGACUGACUACUCCUUCCCCCUGGCAGACAAGGUUAAAGCCUUCCUUGCCGACCCAUCUGCCUUUGCUGCAGUGGCAUCCCCUGUUGCAGCUGAAACUGCUGCAGCUCCAGCCCCUGCGAAGGAGGAGGCUGCCAAGGAGGAGUCUGAGGAAUCUGAUGACGAUAUGGGCUUCGGGCUUUUUGACUAA